CUGUUGCUGCUGUACCGUGCAUGUUUCAAAUAGUACUCGGUCGCUCAAGAAUCGAAGAACUACGCUGUGGAGAGAUCUCAAAGAGUUUUUUUAUACCGUUAUGUGUAGACAGGAGAUCUCACGCCUAUAUGAGUCCACGUGAUGUUAUCGCGACAUUGAAAAAUUGUACACUUGUAAUGCGAUUAAAAGUUUUUUAAAUAUUAAUUGUUUUCUCAGGGAAGUGUCGUGACCGAUCAGAAAAACGUAGUUAUUAAGACACACAUUAGCCGAUAAUUAUAAAGCGCAAACACUGUAGACUUAACACAAGGCUUUUGAUAUUUUGCAAGCGGUACACACAAAUUAUAACAUUGUAUUAUAUCCAUGCGAAUGUCACUGUCGGUUCCAGUUGCAGAGUACACGGGCAACUGCGCAAUAGCCUGAUCAAAUCUUCUCCGUUAACAGUAUAAGAUUGUAAAUAAUGUCAACUGUCGAAUAACUCACGGCCUAACGUCGUUUAAGCACUCAAGUCCUCCAAACGAUAUGGCCGACGUAGCCGAAAAGGCUGAAAAGCCCGUGAAGGCUGACGAUGUCGACGAAGAACACGAAAGAUGGCAAAAAAUGAACAAACUGUCCAGGUUUAGAUAUAUAUUGGACAACAUUACGGUGGAACCGUUGUUGGCCAUAUUCAUCAUAUCCAGUGUACUCGGUGGUUUGACCACGCAGAAUUUGAACCUGCAGAAGGCGUGCAGGGUCAACUUAAAGUUAAGCGAUGAAGUGUGUGUUGCCCUCGACAAACGCAACACGAGUGGCCUGAUCCACGACGAAGAGGCCAAAGUCCAAGAGCUGGUAACCACCAUGAUGAUGUGGCAGUCGAUUAUCCAGCACACCAUCCCGUGCAUCUUUGUCAUUUUCGUCGGUUCUUGGAGCGACAGAAGCCGAAAGAGAAAACCAAUUCUGUUGCUGCCCGUCAUAGGCGAACUGGUCAGAACUCUGGGUCUGCUGGUAUGCGUUUACUUUUUCUAUGAACUGCCCAUGGAAGUAGCCGGCUUGGUGGAGUCCGUCCCUUCUUCCCUGACUGGAGGAUGGAUGAUCAUGUUUAUGGCCGUAUUCACAUACAUAUCAGACGUGACCACGGUAAAAAUGAGAACCCUCAGGAUAGGAGUGCUGAAUCUGUCGGUAACGCUGGGACUGCCUUUCGGUAUCAUUCUGUCCGGGGUUUUGUUCCGGCAACUCGGCUUCUACGGCAUUUACAGCAUCUGUUCGGCGUUGUACGCUUUUGGCAUAUUCUACGGCAUCGUGUUCAUUAAAGACACGAGGAAGUCCAAAGACGCUGUCGUAGCUAGUAACAAAGACGAUGCUAAAAGCACGCCGUUCAUAAAAAACGUUCAAAAUUUUUUUGAUGUCAAACACAUUAAAGCCGCGAUUGCCGUGACGUUCAAAAAAGGAAAAUACAACAGAAGAAUCCGAGUCAUUAUGAUGAUGCUGGUGCUCAUAAUAAUCAUGGGUCCCAUGUCAGGAGAAAUGUCUGUUAUGUACUUGUCUACUCGAAUGAGGUUCAACUGGGACGAGGUUAAGUACAGCGUAUUUUCUACGUACACAAUGGCUGUCGGUUUUAUAGGCACAUCACUUUCCUUGUGGAUUUUCAGUCACAAAUUACAAAUGGACGACGCGCUAAUAGCCGCCAUGGCGUGCUUUAGCAAAAUCAUCGGGAGCGUAGUGUUUGCGUUUGCGCACAACGAAUUCAUGUUUUUUAUGGGGCCGGUUGUCGAAAUUAUGCAUGGCGCCGGAUCGAUUGCCACCAGGUCGAUAUUCACAAAGCUGGUCUCUCCGGACGAACUCGGACAAGUUUGUGCCGUGCUGGGUGUCAGUGAGGCUUUCGUGCCUAUGAUAUACGCGCCAAUGUACAGUGCAUUUUACAAAGCCACAAUGAAAACAUUUCCGGGGGCCUUCUUCCUCCUCGGGGGAGGGUUAACGAUACCAGCGUUCUUCAUAUUUUUGUGGAUGUAUAAACAAAACAAAAAGCAAGAAGCUCAAGAACUAGAGGAGAAGAACGCUGAAAAGGUUCAGAAAAACGGUUUGGACUAUCCCGACGUAACGACCAACUCUGUAAAAUAUCCUAUCGAGAUGUCUGAAAAAAACGGUAUAGAUAACUCUACUUUCCAAAAUGAUGAGCCAAAUUUGAAAACCGAUUAAUUAUCAAUCUUAUACAUAUAAGAAAAUGACAUAAAUAUAUAAACAUACAUUUUGUUAUUUUGUAUAUAAAUCUAUUUUAAGUUAUUAUUUAUCGCAACAUUUAGUGGCGCAAUUAGGAAUUUUUAAACCCUUAACGCCCGGAUCGUUCCUCUUUUAGAUGACUUCAAAGCCCAAUUUCCAACAUGCAUACUCAUUAUCUACCGCCCUGCCAUUCUAUUUCAUUAUAAUUUUAACUUAUUUAAAUGUAACUAUUAUUUAUUACCUAUAAGUUGUUGUUAAUUUAUUAUUAUUAUUUUUUUUUU
Molecule: messenger RNA, 2474 nt
Organism: Adelges cooleyi (spruce gall adelgid)
Lineage: Eukaryota; Metazoa; Arthropoda; Insecta; Hemiptera; Adelgidae
Product: proton-coupled folate transporter-like
Exons: 8
Coding region: 520-2172 (550 amino acids)
Biological process (GO): transmembrane transport
Cellular component (GO): membrane
Molecular function (GO): transmembrane transporter activity
Source: RefSeq, a predicted model, not a curated record